Girardinichthys multiradiatus is the source of this 3050-nucleotide messenger RNA. Its product is annotated as low affinity immunoglobulin gamma Fc region receptor II-like. Gene Ontology annotation, molecular function: transmembrane signaling receptor activity. NCBI's taxonomy places the organism in Eukaryota, Metazoa, Chordata, Actinopteri, Cyprinodontiformes, Goodeidae. The record is from RefSeq and is a predicted model, not a curated record. Gene Ontology annotation, biological process: cell surface receptor signaling pathway. The transcript has 7 exons. The coding region runs from base 940 to 1908 and encodes 322 amino acids.
UUGCUACUGUCACGUUUGGACUUUGGGAAGGAUUUUCCACUUUCUGGUACAUUUGGUUUUUAUACGUAUAAUUUUUCUGUAUUGACUGACUUGAAAACAUAUUUAAAAAGGAAAUUAUGAAAUAUUAACUUUUUCAGUUGUGAUUCCAGUUUCUUCUUAAUAAAUGUAGGCAGGUGGAUUAUUUUGCUAACAAUAAAAGCAGGUUAAAACCUGCUAAGAAGCUCACAAGAUGUCCACCUGCAAGUCAGAUAAACAUCCAGCAUUGAAGAAAAUGUGCCAAAGCUCUUUUUUCAGUCUGUCUUUAGAAUUGAGAGGCUUUUAUUUGCUGAUUUAAGGAUCAGAUUCUGAUUUAUUAAAGACUCUAUAUUGUGUAGUUAGAGAUUUAUGGUGACAUCAGUCAAAUUUGAUGAGCAAGACACAGCAGACCUGCUGGUUUUUGGAGAACAGAAGGCUGGACAAAAUUUAUCAAACUGAAACAUGAAGUAAGACAUUUAAUACAGAACUACCACACAGCAACAGCUUUACCAGCUAAGAUUAUGUCAUCCUACAAGUUCUGACAGAUACCGAAAGAAGAAGUUAAUGCUUCUUUUGGUGUCAGUUUUAAAAGCAGCUUCUGUUAAAGAACUGGAUUUCACCUUCUGACAAUACUAUAUAAGGACUAAAUAAUAUUCCAAUGAAUCACAGCCGGCACCAGCAGAAUAGAAGCUAUCCUUCAUUCUUUUCACUACAACUGAUUUGGCUGCAGACAAUGAAAACUUCAGUGGGAAUCUGUAUUUUGCUUCUUGCUCAUGCAGCCUCAACUGGAAGUUGUGGUCGCAGUGACAAGAGUGUUGCAGAAGUGUUCAGACCACUAUUUAGCCAUAAUGCAGAAUGGAGAUCACAACACUGUGCGCUGUUAUUGGUAAGUAAUAAAAAGUUUAUUUGAGCUGUAAAAAAGUAAUGAAAUCUCUGAUAAAAUGUACAUAUAAACUGGUCAGUGACAGUAUUCAUAAACUACAUCUUGAAUAUAACUCUUCAAUUACAAAAUUGUUUCCUUUUGCAGCUUAUCUUCAAGUCCUUCCGAACAGAUCGCAGUUCUUCCAGUACGAAUCUGUCUCCUUCCGUUUGAACUGUGAUCAGCAAGCAAACCCAGCUGCAUGGAGAGUAAAAAGGAACACAUCCAAACAGAUAAAUGCACUCUGUCCUUCGUAUUUUACUGGAAGAAAAGAAUCUAAAUGCAUCCUAAAUGAUCUUUAUGAGGCAGACACUGGAGUGUACUGGUGUGAAUCUGAGGCUGGAAAGAGCAGCAACGCCAUCAACAUCACUGUCACUGAUGGUGAGUUGAUCCUUGAGAGUCCUGCACUUCCUGUGAUGGAGGGGCACGAUCUGGUUCUGCGAUGUAGAACGAGAAUAGUAUCUGAAAAUCUUCUAACUAAGUUUUACAAAGAUGAGCGUUUUAUCGGGAGCAGCUGGACAGGAAACAUAACUCUACACAGUGUUUCUAAAUCCGAUGAAGGACUCUACAGAUGCUACAUAUCUGGAGCUGGAGAAUCACCAGACAGCUGGCUGAGUGUCAGAGGACAGGAAACAGGACCUGAGUUGCUGCGCUCCCUUCAUGGAAACAUUGUGCUUCCUGUGGUGGUCACUAGCGUUUCCCUUUUCUUAGCGAUGCUGCUCUGUCUGUGCAGAAACCACCAAGCAGGUAAAUGUGACUCUUCGGUUCUGAUGUAUACUAGAAUAAUCAACAGACAUACAUGCAGAACGAAAGAUCUUCUCCAGAGGGGGCGCUCCUCCGUACUCUCUGCUGUGGUUGUAUACAGACCUGUCCUCAGACCUGGAUUGGGUUCGGCAAGGGUUCAGACUUAUAAAGCCUACAGAGAUGACAGGAAUAAACAGCAAACUUUUUCAUCUUUACUAAAAACAAAGUGACUCACCUGUAAAGUAGAGUAAUUGAGGUCAAAGACAGAUUAAGUUUAAACAACUUUAUAAGCAGGAAAUCUUGUUACAAAAUAAUUGUUACAAGUUAAUACAAUCAACACCAGUUUAUAUCAGUUUUUAUUUCAUUUAAUGAAAAAAAGUUGAUCUGUUAAAUUUUCCUGCAUAAGGUUAGGCGUAAUGACGUUAUGGUACAUGAUUUGUUUUCCUUACCAACAGUAAUGGACUGUCGCUGGCAGACAGCAUCUGACCAAUGAGAGAAAGCUAAUUUCAGGUGGACGUUUGAGACCUGACUUGGACUUGCCCUUCCAACAAACACCCGACUUAAAAUAAUAACCUGCAAGAAUGAACGAUUAGGUUAGCAGCUUCAGAUGGACAAUUAUUUUAAAAGAUCUAUUUUCGCAUCAUUUUACUGGAAAACUCUUCAGGUUCCGUUGUUUGGUUUUCAGACUGUGACCCCUAGUUGUAGAGCUCUAUUUCUACAUGAAUUUGUACAAUUUAAACAGGAAGUUGUGCUUGCUGUGAUGGUAGAGGUGGAGCCAGCAUUCAGGCCAGUAUUCAGCCUUUGGGGCACAAUGGAGAUCACGACACUGUGAGCUGUUGCUGCUUUUCUGAGAGUCCUUCCCAGCAGAUCCCAGUUCUUCCAGAAUGAAUCUACCAAGCUGCAGGAAAACCUGACUGAGUGGACAGUAAGAAGUAAAACCCCAAAACGGUGACUACGUUCACCUUUUUGAAAUGGAUUCUGGAGUGUCUCGGUCUGAAUCUGAGACAGAAAGAAGCUGUACCGCCGUCCACAUCACUGUAACAGAUUGACAAGUCAUUUUAUAAUGCAGAGGAAAAAUGGUUCAUCUUGUUCUUGGAGGUGGAGAUACUUUAACAAGAAAAGAAUAGGAACUGUAAAUGAAAGAACAUUUAAACAGUUUAGGUUUUUCCAUUGGUGAUUAUUCUUGGAAUCAAUAUGUCCCUUCAUUAGUUUGUACACUUGUUUCACAUUCAGUCAUUGCUGUUUUAUUCCCUCCUACUUCCUCAUCGUAUGCACAUACUUCAACCAUUCCAUAUCUAUGUACUUCUCUUGAUAGCAUUUUAGUUGUUUUGUUAAUAAACAGAAAAACCUUUUCAUCUUUACUAAAGACCAA